This is a messenger RNA of Calliphora vicina (urban bluebottle blowfly), 2883 nucleotides long. RefSeq names its product protein scylla-like. The transcript is spliced from 2 exons. NCBI's taxonomy places the organism in Eukaryota, Metazoa, Arthropoda, Insecta, Diptera, Calliphoridae. The record is from RefSeq and is a predicted model, not a curated record. Gene Ontology annotation, cellular component: cytoplasm. Gene Ontology annotation, biological process: regulation of TOR signaling; negative regulation of signal transduction; apoptotic process. The coding region runs from base 600 to 1364 and encodes 254 amino acids.
UGUAGCCGGUUUGUUAUAGUAGCUUCGAUACAUUGCUGAGAUACAGAUACAAUUAGAAAGAAAUUCAAACGAAAGUGUUUUGAUUUUAAAAUCAGCCAUCUGUUUUAGAAAUUUAACGUAUUUUUCUGCCGUUGAAAAAUUAACACAACAAGAAGAGUUCUAGUUUUGAAAAAUUAUACAAAAAAAAAUAUUAAAUAAAUUUGCCAUUUUUUAAAUGCUGCAAGAAAUUUGUUAACGGACCUUUUAAGUAAGGAAAAGAAAAGCCAUUAAAAAGUGAUAAAUAAUUUGCAAGUAAAAGGAAAUAAACGUGCUGUGAUCAAUUAAAAACGUUAACAAAACAAUAACUUGAAAACCACACAAGUUAAAGCAAAUAAAAAAAUUUAAUAAAAAGACAGCAAAAUUGUGAUAUUAUUUUGUCAAAUUCAAAUCCUAACAAAUUAAGGUUUUGGCAAUAAUUUGUUUUAUUUUUUUUAUAAAAAAAAGUGACAACAAAAAACAUUUGGAAACUACUAGAAGUUUCUGGAAAUAAAAAUUUGAAAACAGUCGUUCAACAACAACAAACACAUUUGUUUGAACAAACUAAAAACAACUACAACAACAUGAAAAUGGAGAUUUUGGCAGUACAACAAUUAUACCAUCCAUCAGAUUUCAACGGACUUGGGUCUAAUAAAAUAAAAGAUUGGACAUCACCCUUAACACCGCCACCAGAGGCCUCAACAAAGGCCACCACAAAUUUACCUUAUGCCCAAACAAAUACUACCAACAAGAUCAAGAACAGUAUUAACAAUCAGAAAAACAAACGUUUGUCGGAAAGCAGCAGCAAACGCAAUUCCCCAGCCGUGGCCACCAAUCAAAAGCCAACUUUGAACUCCCUAAAACAUGACGACAAGAAUGUCUUCUACUGUGAAGAUUUGGAUGCUACACAAGUUAAUGACUUGUCAUUACGUUUGCUGGACGAAUUAAGAUUGGCCAAGUCGCGUCAUCUGUCGUGUACGGAAGUGUCAUUGCCCUGUGAUCUAACGCCACGCAUAGCCGUCGAGAUAUUGCGUUUGAGCGAUCGCGAACCAUGCGGUCUUAGAGGUUGCACCAUUUACAUAGAAUUCGAAGAUGAACCGAACAACUCCAGACGCAUUGCCUCGCUUAAAUUGGACUCGGAAACGGUGUCGACUUUUGAAAUCUACUUGACACUGCGUCAAGAUCAUCGCGGCUGGACCUCUCUACUGCCACAAUUCAUGAAGAGUUUGUCGCGCACUAUUACCAUCAGUCCCGAAUUUAUCAUCACAAAAAACAAGCUGUACUCUCCUUUGGCGAGUACAAGUUAUAGUUAUACCAGUUCCAAAGCCAUAUCAACACCCACCGCGUAAAUUUCUCAAUUAUGCCUGUUGUGUACUUAUGAAUAUGUCUUGAGGUGUUUUAUACUUAUUAAGAAAUCAUACCCACCCACCCUCUACAUAACAUCCACCACAUCACAUCACAACACCCACCCACCCUUCAUCACAUUACUGUUGUUGUUUUUGUGAUACGAACUCAACAAGCCACCAAAAUCCUACUCUCCCACCAACCCUACGAAGCUAUCAUCGUAAUCAAAAAAUCUCAGCAAAUCAUUUAGAAUUUUGAGUUGUAUGGCUUCAGACAUUUUUCUCUAUGUCGUGAAAAUAAUAUAUCUCGUAUCAUUUCCUUAAUAAAAAAUUCUGUUGAAUUGAAUUUAAAUUUAAGUCGAAUAUUUUGUUAGAUGAUAAUCAUCAUAAUGAUUAUUAUACCAUGCGUAUAAUAAUUUUUUUUCUUCUUGUAAAUGACCCGUCGAGUUAGAAUUUAAACGUACGAUCGAUUGAUCGAUCGAUCGUCCAUUAUUCUUCACUUAACUUUAACUCAAGGCCAAUUAUUAUCGUAUAAAACUCAUGAAAAUAAGAAUGUGAUAACUUAUUAAGAUGCUAAGUUUUUUUAUUUUUAAUUUUAUCUAUAUUUAUAAAAUAAUAUUUGUAUAUCGUAAUUAUAUAUCUUUAUAAUCUUGAACGAUUUGAAGAUGAAACAAUGAAAUGUGUUAAUUAAUUUAAAAAUUACAACCCUCAAGAACAUCAAAAAUAUUUAGGUGAAAAGUAUUGAACACUAUGUGUCCAAUUACAAUUCCAAACAAAGAAUUUUUAAAAUUUUUUGUAUUUUUAUUUAUUUAAGAAAUAUUCUUCUACUUGUAUGUAUUUUUUGUCCAAAUAAUUUGUGAAAGAAAAUCGAAAAAAAAACUGCGAUAUCCUGCAUACAAAUGAUUGUGUGCAUUUAGUUUGUAAAUUGAAAUUGAAACUUACGAAAACAAAAACUCAUUUCUCUUUAUUUAAUUUUACUUUUGUACUUUUCUUUAAUUAUUUAAUAAUUUUUUAAAAGAAUUCAUAUUGUUCUCAUUCAUUUUAAAAUGAUAUUCAUUCAUAAUGUUUUUUAUUUUAUUAAUUUUUAUUUUGUUUGUUUGUUCAUUAAUAUAUUCUAGUUUUAAAAUAAUGUAUUUAUUUAUGUAUAUGCGAUAACAAAAUACAAAAAACCAUAAGUUCUUUUAAAAAUUUAUUAAUUUUUAAAUAUAAAUCAUGUAUUAUUUUCUUUUUUAUACGAAUAUAUUUAUAAAAAAACAUGUCCUCAACAAAUAAAAAACAAACAAAACGAAAAACAAAUAUGUAUUAAAAAUGUUAAAAUCUAAUAUAUUUAAAUGUAAACAAAAACAAAUCAAAUGUUUUUUUUUAUAUAAAAUGUAUUUAAAACAAAAAUGAUCUUAAUUUUGUAACCAAAAAAAAAAACAAAACAAAAAAUUAUACCGAAAAAAAUAAUAAAAAAAUAUUCGGAAGUUGUUCGAUUAGAAUCUUUGGAUUCUAAAAAAAUAAUGGAUGAAUGUAUUAAACAAAA